AGUACGCUACUGCCUGCAGGACCGCCGGUGCUAAUGCCGGGCGCCAGCUAGCCGAGACUUCGCUACCCCACCUAAGGAGCCUGGAAGUACGGGCAUCUCCAGACGGGCGUUGGUCACUUCGAUGCGAAAAUUCAGAACGACAACGUCAUUUAUUCAGUCAUUUAUGUUUCAUGUAUCCGAUAAAAAUUGUAUCAUUCUAAAACCCAGAAAUACAGUCCACUCACAAUUCAGUGUCUUACUUUAUUACACGAACAUUGGACCUUCGACCGGAUUCAACGAAGAAGAAUCCAGAAUACAGGAGAAUUGGUUUAGCAAGCGGCAUCAAGCGAGCAAAACAACUCAACGUGAGAGUUCGAGAAAGGAGUAUCCAGAAUACAGGAGAAUUGGUUCAUCAAGCGGCGUCAAGCAAGCAGAGCAAUCCUAAGAACAGAGACAAACUACGAAAGCUACUACGAGAUCUGCUACGAGAUAGAUAGUGCGCAGUAAGUUUCCAUUCAUUCAUUCCCUUUCAAUACGAUAUUUCGUAGUUCGUACAAUUAUUGUUUGGAAAUUCGAAGCACAUUAUUCAUUUGCCUGUUAUUGUUUGAGAAUAAUUCCACAUAGUCUUCUGAUCAUUGCAUGAAAUAUUGAGAUAUUAAGUAGAUACCUAUUUCAUAAAAUAUGUCACACUUGGAAGCUUUAAAAAUUAUGAUUAAAAAACGCGGAGUGCUCAAGGCAAAGCUGACCUUAUUCGAAAAACACGUAAAAUCUGUGGAAAGCAGCAUUUCAUCAUCGGGAGUAGAUCGAUCGGUGAUCAUUGAAUUAGAGCAAAGAGUUCAAGAUUUGGAAGAUUUAAUACCAAAUUUUGAAGAUAUUCAAUCCGAAAUAGAUUACAGUAUCGAAGAGAAUGAAGACGAGUACCCAAAAAUUGCGCGAAUAAUUAGGGAAGACAUGUACGUAGAUGAUUUAUUAACUGGCGUAGACACACUAGAAGAAGCAGUAUUCGUUUGCUUUACCACGCGAGCAAUUCAUUUAGAGUUAAUUUUAUCAUUAAGUACCGAUGACUUUUUGCAAGCCUUUCACAGAUUUGUAAGCCGUCGUGGAAUGCCCGCAGAGGUGUUUUCUGACAAUGGCACAACCUUUGUCAAAGCUAAUAAAGACCUUAAGUCGUUGUUUAACUUUUUCAAAGAACAAAACCUAGAAAUUUCAAAGGCAGUAACUGAUAUGGGCAUUGCAUGGCAUUUCAUACCUGUAAACUCUCCCCAUUUCGGAGGAAUUUGGGAAGCGGGAGUAAAGAGUCUUAAGAAUCACUUAAAACGAGUUUUAAGAUCAUAUACAUUUUUCUUCUUUGAUUUCCAAACAUUACUUGUGCGAAUCGAAGCGGUAUUGAAUUCCCGACCCAUUUGUCCUCUUACUUCCUGUCCUAAUGACCUUCCCCCUUUAACCCCCGCGCACUUUCUACUUGGAAGAGCAGGAACCGCCGUGCCCGAGGGUACCGUCAUGCAUCUGCCAGAAAAUCGCUUAUCCCAAUUUCAACUGGUCCAAAAGGUUUACGAGCAGUUUUGGAGCCGUUGGCAACGAGAAUACGUAAGCGAGCUACAGACCCGCCAAAAAUGGACAAGAAACACUGGUAGUUUGAACAUUGGACAACUGGUAUUAAUCAAGGAGGACAACUUGCCCCCCAUGAGAUGGCGAAUGGGACGUAUUUUGGAACUUUUCUCUGGCAAGGAUGGUAUUGCUAGAGUAGCAAGAAUCAAGACAACCGAUGGAAUCGUAUCCAGAUCAUUGGUAAAACUUUGUCCACUUCCGGUUGAAAGCUCACCCGAGGACCUUUCAAGGAGGGGGGCAUGUACAGUACGCCACUGCCUGCAGGACCGCCGGUGCUAAUGCCGGGCGCCAGCUAGCCGAGACUUCGCUACCCCACCUAAGGAGCCUGGAAGUACGGGCAUCUCCAGACGGGCGUUGGUCACUUCGAUGCGAAAAUUCAGAACGACAACGUCAUUUAUUCAGUCAUUUAUGUUUCAUGUAUCCGAUAAAAAUUGUA
Molecule: messenger RNA, 2023 nt
Organism: Coccinella septempunctata (seven-spotted ladybird)
Lineage: Eukaryota; Metazoa; Arthropoda; Insecta; Coleoptera; Coccinellidae
Exons: 2
Coding region: 661-1866 (401 amino acids)
Biological process (GO): DNA integration
Molecular function (GO): nucleic acid binding
Source: RefSeq, a predicted model, not a curated record